GAGCGACUGACAAGACAACAACAUCACAGCCGCCACUACUGCUUCUGUAUAUCUAUAUUUCCUCUUAAUAUGUGCGUCUCCUGCUGCCUCACCUACUGCCUAACCAUCCCAGGAUACUCCUGAUCCAGAGGUUCAUCUCAUCCUUCACGGUGCCGGCUCCUGGCUACCUCUCGUCCUGAGAAACACCACGUACUUCACUACUACCAUAUAUAAGAUUGCAUAUUGCAGUUUACAAAUAUGCCGAACGAAGGAGUAAAUGAGAACAUUGCAGGUGAAGCAUCGUCACUCACAAAGGAAGUUAAUAAAGAUAACAUUAACAGUAAAACCACAGAAAACAUGGAGAAUGGAAGCAAAUUACUGAAAGAUGACAGUAUAAUCCAGAGUGUACCAGAAAACCCCAGUGGUCUUCCAUCACUUGAUGAUGUAAUUGUACUUGAUGCCACAGGUGAAGCCAGUGGAAACAAAAUAGAAGAAAGCUCAGAUGAUUGCAUAUUGCAGUUUACAAAUAUAUCGAAUGAAGGAAUAAGUGAGAACGUUGGAGGUGAAGCAUCAUCACUAACAGAGGAAGUUACUAAAGACAACAUUUGCAGCAAAACCACAGAAAACAUAGAGAAUGGAAGCAAAUUACUGAAAGAUGACAGUAUAAUCCAGAGUGUACCAGAAAAUCCCAGUGGUCUUCCAUCACUCGAUGAUGUAAUUGUACUUGAUGGCACAGGUGAAGCCAGUGGAAGUGGAAUAGAAGAAAGUUCAGAUGAUUGCAUAUUGCAGUUUACAAAUAAGCCAAAUGAAGGAGUAAAUGAGAACAUUGGAGGUGAAGUAUUGUCACUCACACAGGGUGUUACUAAAGACAACAUUAACAGCAAAACCACAGAAACCAUAGAGAAUGCCAGCAAAUUACUGAAAGAUGAGAGCAUAAUCCAGAGUGUACCAGAAAACCCCAGUGAUCUUCCAUCAAUUGAUGAUGUAAUUGUACUUGAUGCCACAGGUGAAGCCAGUGAAAGUGUAAUAGAAGACAGCUCGUAUGAAGUUGCAAUGCCAGAGGGAGUGUGUCUAGACAUAGAUGGGGAUGAAACCAAUAUUACUGUGAAGACGGCAUUUGAGUCUCAAGCACCUGUGGAUAUAACACCUUCUUAUGAAACAGACUUUUCUGGUGUGCUUAAUGACAUUGAGUACAGCAUGAUAACCGGCAAGAGAAUCAACGAUGCACGACCAAAGAAGCGAUGCUUUAACUGUUUGGCUGAUCACAACUUAUCAGAAUGUCCAGACCCGCUAGACCAUGGGAAAAUUUCCGCAAACCGGAGAAAGCACAUGACUACUCGAGGAUCUAACGUGAGAUAUCAUGAAGACAGUGAAAAUAAAUUUGGACACUUCCAGCCUGGGAAGCUUAGUGAAGGUCUUCGACAUGCUUUAGGACUUAAACCACACCAGUUACCUCUAUAUAUCUAUCGAAUGCGUGUUUUAGGGUAUCCACCUGGGUGGCUUUUGGAUGCUGAGGUUCACCAAGCAGAUGUGAAAAUGUAUGAUGCUUCUGGGGAGAGUGUUUCUCAUCCAGAUACAGAGGAAGGUGAAGAAUCCACAACAGUCAAAUAUAAACCAGAGAGCCUUGUUAGUUAUCCUGGCUUCAAUGAUUCAGUUCCUCGUGGUGUAAAAGAUGAAUGGCAGCAGUACAAUUUCCCACCAAUGCAACCUAUCCACCAAAGAAGUGAAUUUUUGAGAUACAUGAACAUGAACAAGGCUGAGGCAUAUAAGAAGAAGAAACUUAAGGGCUCUGAACUAAGGAGUAAAAGCCUUAAUGAUAGUAUAGCUUCCGGGGCAGAGAUGGAAGUUGAUGAAAGUGGAAUUGCCAGAUCAACAGAGAUAGAGUUCAACCCACCCCUGCCUCUGGAGCCCUUGCCACCACCUCCCCCACUGGAUGUGCCACCACUACCACCACUUCCAAAGAAAGUUAUAGAUAUAGAGGAGGGAGAAAUCAGUGAAGACUCACAAGCUUCUCUAGGUGACUUGGAAGUUAAAAGGCUCAAAAUACUGAAGGAACUGGAAGAUACAGCAGUGCAAAGUGCUGAUGGAGAUGUAGAAAAAAGUCAGAAGAUUAAAAAUAGUAAAGAUGUCCAUGCUGUUAAUGUUGAACAAGUGGGUGAAAUUUCAGAAGACAGCAGGCUCUCCAGCCAUUCUGUCAAUGAAUUAAGCCAGUCUGAAAAUUCCAGUAAUGACUUAAGUGAAAAUGAUUCCAAGCAGACUUAUCAUCAUCGAUCAAAUUCAAAGAGCUUCAAGUUAGGAGUUAUUAUUCCUGAGUCUUGUACACCUUAUAAAACUCUCCCAAGUGCAGAUAAAUGGACAGUUGAUGUGUCGGAUCAUAUUGUAUUUGAAAACUUGCCUGAUGCUCUGGGAACUUGGGAGAAGAUGAAGGGAAUCAUGAGCAUUGUAAAGAAACGAAUGAGCGACUUACAUGCUGAUGAUGAUGAAUAAGAUAAAUAAAAUUUUUAAUAAAAGAACUGACUACCUAUGACUGAAGAAAUCUAUUAUCAUAAUCUGGAGAAACUUUCAUUGUACUAUAGUGUAAUUAGAGUUUGGCCCUUUAAAAGAUUAUGAGUAAUAUUUCAUGGGUAAUACAAAAGAUAUUUUAGGACAGCAAUGAUGAUGCAAUAAGCAAAAAAAAUUUUUUUUUUAAUUCCCAAUAUAAGUUUAGAUAACAAGGUGUAGAGUUGAUUAGUGCCAUGUCAACCACAAUCCAGAUAAUAUCUUUCCAAGAAUUUGCUUUUGUGCUAAGGAAGUUUGAUAAUUAUAUAGCAUCCUGGGAUAGCUAUUUAUUAAAGUGUUUAGAAAAAGUAAUUUUUUAGUCUGCAUUGAAGAAAUACCUCUUAAUAAUUUUUACAUAUGUCAUCAGCAUUAAUAUUAAAAGGUAUUUACUGAAGAAAAUUGAGAGCGUGUCUGUCUGGCACUCGGAGGAUCAAGCCUCCACCACAUCUUACACUGAAACGCAUGGGUUUAGCACUUAAAAUGAAGUAAACAAACUAAGUUUACUGAAGAAAACAAGAAAGCUAAAAUAAUUGGAAAUUUGAAUUGUGCAAUAUUGCAUUUACAAGUACAAGAUUGUAAUCAGAUUUUUUAUACAUAGCUAUCUAUCAACUCCAGCAAUGUGUUGCAAGAUUAUAAUUUGUCUACAUUAGAUAAUAAAAGUUUAGGAAAUUUAUUUGACUCUUCUGUUGUAGUAAUCAUGUAAUGAUGGGCAACAUAGAACCAACUUUUUUAAAUAUAUGCAAAAAAUAUUUUUUA
Messenger RNA from Cherax quadricarinatus, 3273 nucleotides. Its product is annotated as zinc finger CCHC domain-containing protein 8 homolog. The record is from RefSeq and is a predicted model, not a curated record. Gene Ontology annotation, molecular function: RNA binding. Gene Ontology annotation, cellular component: catalytic step 2 spliceosome. NCBI's taxonomy places the organism in Eukaryota, Metazoa, Arthropoda, Malacostraca, Decapoda, Parastacidae.